Molecule: messenger RNA, 453 nt
Organism: Lasiosphaeria miniovina
Lineage: Eukaryota; Fungi; Ascomycota; Sordariomycetes; Sordariales; Lasiosphaeriaceae
Exons: 1
Coding region: 11-289 (92 amino acids)
Source: RefSeq, a predicted model, not a curated record
CGGUUGAUAUAUGUGCCUUUGCGGCGCUGAUGUCUCGAAGCUCUCCAUGGCGGUCACCUGGCUCUUGCUACUGGUCUGUGUGUUGACGCACAUGCACGUAGACGUUGAUUCAGUCAGAGCAGGAGGGUGGGUAAGGACAACUAUCUCGACUCUGCAACCGGAAAGGCUGUGGCCCGUCACCUGGGGCGGGAACAACCCUAAGUGGCUUCUCAGGGGAGGCCGGGCACAUGUGCUACAGAUAGGAUCCCGGGCUCUUCUACUCCUGGCUUCGCAUCCUGCAGGCGGUUGACUGACGUGACGCUGCGCCGCCUUCUGUGCCCCUACCCAGCCGGAGGGAGAGGUGCGGUCUUUGGAGACUUUGAGCGCUGACGCAAUAUUGUUGCCGGAAUCCGGGGAACAUCUGACACGCAGGAUGCCGGUGCGCUUAUUUCUCCGUGUCAUAUAUCAUAUCUC